CUUGUCGGACAGUGAACGCAUGGAAUCUGGCCGUUCGCAGACAGAAAAUAAUCACACAGACAUGGAGACAGAGAGGAGCUCGGACCAGGAGGCUGGUCAGACAUGUGAACCUGAAGAGAACAUCACCAGCACUAAUGAAAUCACGGAUGAACUUUUUAAGAAACCUGCGAUUUUUGCAGCCCCAUCACUGUCGGUAAAAAAAUCAGGAGCAAACUCAGUCAGUAAACCCACAGAAGAAUCAAACAGCAGCAGCUCAGAGAAUGAAGACAAAAAUCAUGGUCCAAAACAUCUUCAGUCACCUGCACGGCGAACAGACCCAAAACCAGACCCAUCAGAUAUUAAAGAUAAUCUGCCAGCCAUGACAUCGGAGGCAUCACAGAAGAUCCAGCCCAAACCAAAAGACAACAGACCGAAGGCCCCUGCCAAAUUACCAGCGCCGGGUAAAUUUCCACCCCUUCCGUACACUGAACCCCCUUGGGGGUCUGUUCCUGACAUAUCAUACUCAUUUGAGCUACUGAAAAACGGGUCGAUCCUGGACGCGGUCCCGUUGACUCAGAGGAGUUAUUUUGUGGUUGGUCGUCUGCCUGUUUGUGAUGUAUCUCUGGAACAUCCGUCCAUCUCCCGCUAUCACGCUGUAGUGCAGUACCGAGGGAAAGCGGAACAGGACGAGGUCGUGGGAGAGGAGAGAGGGUUUUAUGUCUAUGAUUUGGGCAGCACUCAUGGGACUUUCGUCAAUAAGAACAAGAUUCCACCCAAAACAUAUAUAAGGGUCCGUGUGGGACAUGUAAUCAAGUUUGGGGGAAGCACAAGACUCUUUAUUCUGCAGGGUCCGGAGUUUGAUGAAGAGGCAGAGUCUGAACUGACGGUGACAGAGCUCAGAGAACGGGCCAGGAAACAGAGAGAAGAGCUGGAGAAGAGAAUGAUGGGUGACGGCUCAGACGAGGAAGAGGAGAAGGAGGAGAGGGAAGCCAGUGCUUUAGGAAGAAGUUCAUCAGAAGAUACUGGCUGCUCGUGGGGAAUGGAUGAAGAGGCAGUGCCUGAAGAGGAUGAGAAUGAGGAAAAUCCAUUUGCCAUGGAGUUUCAUGAGGAUCAGGAAGCAGCUUACCUCAAAGAUCCUAAAAAGGCCCUGCAGGGCUUCUAUGAGAGAGAAGGGGAAGAACUAGAGUUUGAAUAUGAAGACAAAGGCCAUGGCACCUGGCUCUGCAGAAUCAAGUUGCCUGUGGAUGAUGCUGUGGGCAGGCAGCUGGUGGCUGAAGUGACCCACUCAGGGAAAAAGAAGGAAGCGGCUGUCCAGUGCUGUUUAGAUGCCUGUCGCAUCCUGGAGGCCCGUGGUGUUCUCAGACAGGAGGCAGUAUCCCGCAAGCGCAAGAAGAAGAACUGGGGGGAUGAAGAUUUUUACGACAGUGACGAUGACACGUUCCUGGACAGGACGGGUGCAGUUGAAAAGAAGAGAACGGAGCGCAUGAAGAAGGCCGGAAAGAUUCAGGAGCGUCCUGAUACCUAUGAAUCACUGCUGGCUAAACUUGCUAAGGUUGAAAAAGAGCUGGCUGACACUGAAAAGAAGCUCAAUUCUUCUGGAAAAGGACACUCCAGCUCCUCUUCAGAGGACCCUCUGGAUGCCUUCAUGAGUGCUGUACAGGGUGAUAUGGCUCUGGAUGGAGUGGAAAGAAAAAAGCUACACUUACACGUGGCCGACCUGAAGAAGGAGCGUGAGCGACUGCGUAAACUAGUGGAGCUAACCAAACCUACCCAGCUGCCCUCACUGCAGCCCAGCGGAUCUAGUAGUCAGUCCACAGAGACGGAGAAACCAAAGAAGUUAUCUCUGCCUAUGUUUGGAGCCAUGAAAGGAGGCAGUAAACUCAAACUGAAGACCGGAACUAUAGGCAAUUUGCCCCCAAAGCGAGCCAUUCUUCCAAGUGAGCUCUUUAACAUGAAGGAGCUUCCCCCUGAGGAAGAAGAGGAGGAUGAAAAUACAGAAGACGCAGUCACAGAUGGUGAUAUGGAGGUUAUUCAAUCUGCAGAGAUGGGAAGUCCUGAACACUCCAAUGCUGACUAUAACAGACUUGAAAGCCAUCUAAACCAACCUAAUGAGAGGGGAGACCAUGUGGACCAGCCUGCUAAAAUAGUGACAAUUCAUGGAAAACAGAAAUCUAAGUCUUCCGAUCUUCAAGACAAAAGUGCCUCUCCUCCAAAAGAGGGAGGAGACAGUGGUGUCUCAAAUGUCCAGAGUCCAAAGACAAGUGUGAAGAAGAAAGUUAUUGGACCAAGCAGGCCUCCUGUGACCAUGUCAAAGCAGUACCCAGAAGACGACCCUGACUACUGCGUCUGGGUUCCUCCAGCAGGUCAGACUGGAGAUGGUUGGACACAUCUGAAUGAAAAGUACGGAUACUGAACAAAAAGGAAAGACCAUCUUCACUGACAAGGAAUCAGCUCAAUUAUACAUCUUAACCUUGAGAGAGAAAAAAAACAAAAUACAUUAAAAAAAUAAAUAUAUAUAUAUAUCAUGUUUAUCUCAGACGGACUCAAUGUCUCCAAUUAAGGAAAUUCUUACACAAGGAGCUCCGAUGAGAUCAGGAUCUUUCUAGCAUUUGUUAUUGGAAACAGAUAUAUUUUUAAGCAUGUUUUUGUCCUUUGAUAUUCUUUUAUGUUUCCCUUAUCUUCAAUAAACUGCACUUGGCAAACAUCUGAGACCAAGGUGGGAUGGGUAUUGGUUUGAAGUUGCAUAGGAGGAAAGGUGAAUAGAUGUUCAGGUUUGUUUUCAGGCACUUUCUUAAUUGGUUCUUCUCCAUGCUAGCACUGAUACUCUGGAGGAAAUUAGCAUAACAAACCAUUUUACUGGUCCAGAAAUAAUGCACCUGCUUUCUUAAACUCCUUAUAUUUACUUCGAAAUGUAACUUCAAAUUCAUCAUGAACGCUUAUGUCAGACCACUCUAGUUUAAGCACUGCACCAUUGAAUUCCUUGGUCAUGUUGUCGGCAAAUCUCUAUCCACAGCAUUGCUUUCUGGGAUCAGUUCAACAGGCUUAAGCAGGUGACCAUUCUAUCCGGUGUUCUGGGUCACUCUCUGAGCAACACUGGACUCCUUCAAUUUGGCUGGGCUGCCACGCUCCGUAUGGCAAGCACUCCUGUUGGAUGCAGCUCUGUUGAAGGCUAACGAUACCUCCUCAGAGAAAGGCGGCUUUACCAGCCAUCUGGACAAUUGCUCGACAUUCUGGGAUUUGGAGCGAGCUGUUAAUGAAUCAGAAAGGGAGUGAGAGGGGGCUCUGUAAUUGUGUGUGUUCUCUUGAUCUUAAUAAAGAGUGACUCAGUGUUAGGUGUCUCUCUGUCUGUCUAUGUACGUGUGUCUCCAAGGAAGGAUUAGCCCCCCACACUACUACAGACUAGUCUCUCUGUUUAUUCAACCCUUUCACUGCUCUUGAAUUCUCCAUUGUUUGAAGAGAACUGUUUAGAAUGGUGUAUUUUGUUACUUUUGUAAAAUAAAAAUUUAU
Xyrauchen texanus (razorback sucker) is the source of this 3486-nucleotide messenger RNA. RefSeq names its product solute carrier family 4 member 1 adaptor protein (gene slc4a1ap). NCBI's taxonomy places the organism in Eukaryota, Metazoa, Chordata, Actinopteri, Cypriniformes, Catostomidae. The record is from RefSeq and is a predicted model, not a curated record. Gene Ontology annotation, molecular function: protein binding; mRNA binding. The transcript is spliced from 14 exons. The coding region runs from base 20 to 2392 and encodes 790 amino acids.